Molecule: messenger RNA, 303 nt
Organism: Cannabis sativa
Lineage: Eukaryota; Viridiplantae; Streptophyta; Magnoliopsida; Rosales; Cannabaceae
Product: auxin-induced protein X10A-like
Exons: 1
Coding region: 1-303 (100 amino acids)
Biological process (GO): response to auxin
Source: RefSeq, a predicted model, not a curated record
AUGGGUUUUCAUUUGCCAGGAGUAGUACCAACUAAGAAAUUUCUUCUAAGAUCUCUAUCCAACUCUAAAGCAUCAUCGAGCACAGUAAAUGUCCCGAAAGGCCAUUUGGCGGUUUAUGUUGGAGAGAGCGAAAAGAAGCGGUUUGUCAUUCCAGUAUCAUUUAUAAGCCACUCUUUGUUUCAAGAAUUGCUUGUUCAAGCUGAAAAUGAAUAUGGAUAUGAUCAUCCAAUGGGAGGCCUUACAAUUCCAUGCAGAGAAGAUAUGUUUGUUGAUCUCAUAUCAAAUCUCAAUGCUUCUAUAUAA